AUGGCAUUGGUUCCAUUCUUUUGUGGAUCAGCAUCAUACUCAAUCCCACAAAUGUCGCACCUUGACUUCUUAUUGCCGUCCUUGUCAUUGAACUUUGAGAACUGCUUCCAACAUGGAGCACGUGGCUCCAUAUCUUUCCUUUUUGAGGAUCGAAUAUGUGUUGUAGAACGAACACCAGCAGGAGGAGCUGAAGGAUCACCACCCCCUGGCUCGGGAACUUCAUUCUCUGAUGAUUCUUGGUCCUAA
Messenger RNA from Linum trigynum, 246 nucleotides. The record is from the annotation of a GenBank genome assembly. Lineage: Eukaryota; Viridiplantae; Streptophyta; Magnoliopsida; Malpighiales; Linaceae.